AUGGCGGGGUGGCUGAGCGCGAAGAUAAAUGCUCUGGGGGAGAAGAUGAUGGACUCGGUGUUAGAUGCUGUUGCGAAUCAGAGGGACAGCAACCUCAGCAGUCUGCAGCAAAUGCAGCAGUGGCAGGUCUCUCGUAUUAUUAAUAAAGUUGUUAAUGCAAAGUACUUCUAUAGACAAGCAAAUGUAGCUCCUUGUGCUGCUUUCGAUGAAAUCUUUCCUCCGCAAAAACCUCAGUCUCCUGCUGCUGCUGCUGCUGCUGCUGCUGCUGCAGCAGGGGCAGGGGCAGUGGGGGGGGCGGCAACACGCAGCAGCAGCAGACAGAGAUAUUCAACGGGAAUUAGCAGCAGCAGCAGCAGCAGGGUGCCUAGUGGCUGCAGCACGGAUGAAACCAUCGCAGCAGCAGCAGCAGCAGCAGCAGCAGGGGCCCAAGCAGGCCAGCAACAGCAACAGGAGCAACAGCAACAGCAGCAGCAGCAGCGCAGGGCUUCAUCAAGCUUGCUGCCUCCAUUUAUUCCUCGUGCUGCAGUAGGACGCUUAGAGAUUGAAGUGCCGGGCGCUUGUUUGCUGCUGUUUGCUGCUGAAGGGGUGCGUGGAGACCCGCUGCAGCAGCAGCGAGAGAAGCAUCAGCAGCAGCUGGCGUGGAUGCUGCGGGCUUCAGUAGAGAAUCAGCAGCAGCACAGCCGCACCGUCCGUCUCAGCAGCAGCAACAGCAGCAGCAGCAGCAGCAGCAGCAGCAGCGAUUGCAUGAAUGAAUUGCCUUUUGAUGCUUCCUUUGAAUUUCCUGUGCAUGAUCUGUGGACAGAUAUUUCUCUAGAGGUAAUUUGUAUAAGGCCCUGCAGACAAAUUAUAUUAAAAGCAAAUAAAGAAGCAGCAGCAGCAGCAGCUGCUGCUGCUGCUGCUGCUGCGGGCGGCAACAACAGCAACAGCAGCAGCAGCAGCAGCACUUCCGCGCCGCUUGAGGACUUGUCCGGACUGUCUGCUGCUGCUGCUGCUGGAUGUUUACCUUCGCUGCAGCAGAGGGAGUUGCUGCUGCAGCAGCUGCAGCAGCAACUGGGUUCUGCUUAUGACGAGGGAGAUGCUGCGCGGCUGCAGCAGCAGCUGCAGCAGCUCCACCAGCUACAGGAGCUGCACCACCUGCAGCAGCAGCAACAGCAGCAACAGCAACAGCAGCAGCAGCAGCAACAACAGCAACAACAACGUGCAGCAUCUACAGACAUAGCGACUUCAGAAGCUGCUGCACCCAACUUCGAUGAACGACAGCUGUACGGCCGCGUUAUAAUUCCCCUGUCUUCCUUCUUACGCGCAGCAGCCCCUGUGCAGCAGCAGCAGCAGCAGCAGCAGCAGCAGCAGACUUGGAGCUGGGGUUCAGGAUCAGGCUGGGUGAGUGAAGGGGAGUUCUGGGCGCAUCUUUACCCAGACAAUAAAAAGAGACAAGAAAGAAAAUACCUCAGGCCUGUCAGGGCGCCGACGCACCUGCGGAGCUCUCUAAGGGAUUACUUGUUUGUAGCUUUGUUCUGGCUGCUGCUGUUUUAUUGUAUUGUUAUUGCUGGGCUGCAAGACCUUCCUCUUGCUUUUGCUGCUGUUGUUGCUGCUGUUUCCCUCUCAUACAAAUGCUGCGAAUCGCAGAGCAGCAGCAGCAACUCCCCCUGUUGCAGCACAGCCCUGGUGCUCAGCAGCAGCAGCAGCAGCAGUAGCAGCAGCAGCAGCAGCAAAGGGGCAACAGACGAAACGCCACGGAAGAAAAGAGUUAUACCGCUCCCCGUGCUGCACUGCAGCACAGGGUCUCUUCCUCCCCCAGCAGCAGCACUGCUGCCUUCUGCUGCUGCUGAUACCGACAGUGGAGCAGCAGCAGCAGCAGCAGAAGCCGUUCCCGAGUCAACUGAUAGUCUGAGUGGCCACGUAAUGUGGGAGCUGCCGGAGCAGCAGCAGCAGCAGCAGGCGGGUGCUGACUGGAUAUUGACCCCUCGGGGCAACAGCAGCAGUAGGUCGUUCGGGCAGCAGCAGCAGCUGCUGCAGCUGUCGGAUUCCACUGUAUCUGAAGCAGCAGCAACAGCAGCAACAGCCGCAGCAGCAGCAGCUCCAACGAAGAGCUCGUCUAAUCAAGGUCUGUGGCCGUUGUUGUCUCUGGGGACCGAUGAGGGGGAGGCGGAGGCUGCAGCAGCAGCAGCAGCAGCAGCAGCUCCAGCAGCAGCAGCAGCUGCUGCUGCAGCAGGAACAGCAGCAGCAGCACCCGGAGCGAGUGGCGCAUUAGUUCCUUGUUCAGCAGGAGCGGCGGCAGCUGGCGCUGCUGCUGGUACAGCUGCAGCAGGUGCAGCAGGAGCAGGAGCAGCAGCAGCAGCAGCAGCAGCAGUUGAGGGGUCCUCAGGGGAAGGCUUCUCUCUUAUAUGCAGCCCCUUCGGGCAGGUCCGGGUGUCUGUACACCCCAAACCGCACAGCAACGAAGAGUGGCCGAUCUUCGCUGAUGAUGAAGCGGAGCCUCACCUCGUAGAACAACUUCAAAACCUUGUAGAAGUCUCCACUAUGCUGCAGUUGCUGUUUGGAUACACCGCGCAGUGUCUCGAUAAAAUAAAAUAUGCCUUUAAUUGGGAGGACCCUCUUCUUACGUUCGCCUCUGUUGUUUUGCUGCUGGUGAAUGGUUUGCUGCUGUCGCUGCUGCUGCGGCUGCUGGAUCUGCUGCCUCUGUUUUAUUGGCGUCUCUUCGCCUUCUGCUUGCUGCUGGGAAAUGCUGCAACGCGAGCAGCAGCAGCAGCAGCAGAGCCUGCAGCAGGAUCUGCUGCUGCUACUUCUACAGACUCAGUUCGAGGGGAUCAGCAGCAGCAGCAACAGCGUCGUAGUGGUAGGGAGGGUUCUGUUGCAGCAGCAGCAGCAAACGAUCCGCAGCAGCAGCAGCAGCAAGGAGCAGUAGCUUCGCCGAGGUGUCUGUCCACUGCAAAAGAGGAAGCACCAAUCAGCAGCAGCUCCUCUUCCUCAACACAGAAGCAGUCUUCAUGGUUUUCUGGGUUUCUGCGGCAAAGGCGCAGCAACAGCAGCAGCAGCAGCAGCAGCAGCAGCAGCAGGCGUGAAGGGUCUCUCUCUAAGGGAGAUGACGGCAGUGCUGGCAGCAGCUUGAGAGCUGCAGAGAUGCGCAUGUGCAGCAGCAGCAGCAUCAUCAGUGCAGCGGAUGACGUGCCUCUGUUCUCUGCUGCUCCUCCUCCUCCUAGCAGCAGCAGCAGCAAUGCGUUAUUAGCUUUUCUGGAUUAUGCACUUUGCUGCUUGCUGUCUUUGUUGUUUGUGUGUUGGGGGGGUUGUAGAAGAGUGUUGCUGCUGCUUGUAGAUCGCUGUGCUGUGCCGGUGCUGCUGCUGCUGGAGUCUGCUGCUGUUUCUUAUUUUGCUGUUGUUGCCUUUUGGUGGGCUCACCUGCCGGAGCAGCGGGAGCUUGAGCAUAGACAGAUUGCUGCUUCUCAGCUGCUACCUUCUUUAUCUGUCUUGCUGCCUCCUGAAGACCGUGAAGCAGCAGCAGCAGCGCAGCAGCAGCAGCAGCAGUAUCCGCGGCAGCGGCAUCGUUCAUCUGCCGCUGCUGCUGCUGCUGCUGCAGAAGCAGCAGCAGCAAAAGCAGCAGCAGAGGCCGGGGGAGGCACACUCUCAGCCUCUCUUAAACCGCAGAGUUUAUUCACGAAAGAUGUUUAUUUCUUUUUAAGAAGAUAUUGCCGCAGCAGAUGGCGCAGGGAGAACCCAGUGACAGCGCAGCUGUAUGCAGCAGCACCGUACCUCAUGCCGCGCAGCAGGAGCAGCAGCAUAGGCUUAGAAGAUCCCCAGCAGCAGCAGCAGCAGCAACAGCAGCAGCAGCAGCAGCGGGAAAUCUCGUCGUUCGGCUCUCUUUCGCUAGAAUUCCGCAAGGGGGCAUCCAUGUCUUGGGGGACCUCCAGCGAUGCUGGUGCUGAGGCGCAGCAGCAAGAACAGCAGCAGCAGCAGCAGCAGCAGCAUCAGCGGUCAGACUCUUUGCUCAGCUGGAGCGGCUUCGGGAGUGCCGUGGCAGCAGCAGCAACAGCAGCAGCAGCAGCAACGGAGGGAGGUUCGGACGCACGUGAAGGUGCAGCGGUGCCUCCUCCUCUUCCGCAGCAGCAGCAGCAGGUGCAGCGCAGCAGGAGCCGCAGCAGCAGCGGCAAGGGCUUGCUGCUGACUCCCUCUGAGUCUCUUACGAACUUAACAGCACAAGGAGAAGUGGAGCGCCUUGUCUGCCACCCUCAGUUUAUCUCGUGGCAGCAGCAGCUCUUUGAAAGGGGGCAGAAAGCAGCAGCAGAUGAAUUCAGUGAUGAGGACGAGCACCACCUGCAGCAGCAGCAGCAGCACCUACAGCAGCAGCACCUACAGCAGCAGCAGCAGCACCUGCUCCUGCUGCAGGAGCAGGCAAAGGCUCACAAGCAAGACCAGGAAGAAGAGCAGCAGCUCCAACAAGGGAACAGGGACGAAAGGCAGCAUCACCAGCAAACGCAGCAGGAGCAGCAGCAGCAGCAGCAGCAGCAACAGCAGCAGGUGUAG
Messenger RNA from Eimeria acervulina, 4518 nucleotides. RefSeq lists its product as hypothetical. Lineage: Eukaryota; Apicomplexa; Conoidasida; Eucoccidiorida; Eimeriidae. The transcript is spliced from 3 exons. Bases 1 to 4518 code for a protein of 1505 amino acids. The record is from RefSeq and is a predicted model, not a curated record.